Molecule: messenger RNA, 1601 nt
Organism: Bubalus bubalis (water buffalo)
Lineage: Eukaryota; Metazoa; Chordata; Mammalia; Artiodactyla; Bovidae
Gene: MRO
Product: maestro
Exons: 8
Coding region: 279-1025 (248 amino acids)
Cellular component (GO): cytoplasm
Source: RefSeq, a predicted model, not a curated record
AAAUGCCAAUCUGCCCUAUGUUUCAUCUUCAAGGACAAGAACGCAACUGACGGCCAGCCCCGAGCUUGCUUAAAGGACUACAAUGUUCCUGGGAGUAAUCACUUCGUCUUUCAUCAGGAUGAGUUCCGAGGAGGAGGCCUCAUCACCCAGCUCAGGAAUUCAGGGCUGGGACAAUUGAGCCGAGUCAUCCCAUCUGGCGGCUACCCCGGGAACAGCAGCUCUGCGCCGUGACCCGGGCUCCGGCUGCACCUGCCGCAUCGCCACGUGACCGCAGUUCCAUGGACCAAACACCGAGAAGAAUGCUGGGCCAGCCCCUUUCCAGCCCCACCACCCAGCCCAAGAAGAGAAGCACAUCAGUGAUGUCUUUCUUUUCCAAGGUCUCUUGGAAUCUGAGGCUCCAGAAGCAGGAACCUCUGAAGAAUGUGUUUUUCAUCUUGGCAGAGACAGCCCGGGACCCCAGUGUUAAAAAGCGUCAUAUGGUGAUGAGAGGCCUGGGAACCAUGGCCUGUGAGACCCCGGACAAGGUGAGAAAGUAUAAGAAGAUUAUUCUAGACCUGCUGGUGCACGGUCUGUAUGACCCGGUGAGUUCUGAAGUCAUCCAUGAAAGCAUGAAAACCCUGACCAUCAUCCUGGGCAAGAUGCAGGGGAAAGCCCUGGGCUCCUUCUUCAUAGACAUCACCCUCCAGACCCGGACUCUGCUCGAUGACGAGAAUGACAGCCUGAGAUACUCGGCCUUUGUCUUGUUUGGGCAACUGGCUGACCUUGCUGGACGGAAGUGGAGGAGCUUCUUCACCCGUCAGGUGAAGCAGACUCAGGACUCCCUCCUGACCCACUUACAGGACAGGAAUCCCCAGGUGGCCAAGGCCUGCAAAACAACUUUUCGAGCCUGUUCUCCAUACCUGAGACAAAGCAAGGACCACAGCUUCCAGAAUGAGGAGGAUAAAAGGAACCCUAAGCUCUGCCGGCAGCUGAGCCACUACCAUCCCGAGCUCCUGCAGUUCUUCUAUGCAAAUAAAAUCCUGUAAACACAGAGCGGCAGGGAGGUGGGUCCCGGAGUGAAUGGCUGGGGGCUGAUAGUCCCCCUCUUUUAACCCUUCGGAUGCUCUGUUGCCUCUGGUGAUUGCGAUAGAAAAUGGGAUGUUGGGAGAGCAACUGAUGGCAAACUUAAGACCGUGGAAUUGUAUAGUUGCAUCGAAAGUAAAUUCUAAAUAGCGUAUGUCUCAUUUUCUUCCACACAAGUUUGAUGAUAAGGUGCGUCCUUUCUUUAAAACAUUUAAAGUAUAUGUGGAUUCAGUUAUAUGCUUUUUUCUCAGCAUUUUUCUUCUUCAGGCUAUCUCUGUCCCCAACCUUGCUUUUUAAUUUUUAAGGUUUAGGAGAAUAUUACCUGAAGUUUUUUUUGUUUUGUUUUGUUUUUUUAAAUCUGCUAUUGAGCCUUUGCCAUUUGCUAUUAAUACCUUUUUCUGGUGAGACCUAUUUAGAGUUGGCCAAGGUACCAAGAAGUUAGUGUGGAGGGCAGUUUCUAGCUGCUCAUCAUUGUCAACAGCCAGUGUCUCCAAGAUCAUUCCAAACAAGAGUUAAUAAAGAGAAAAAAAAUUGAUGAA